This is a messenger RNA of Rhodamnia argentea, 1896 nucleotides long. Its product is annotated as zinc finger CCCH domain-containing protein 32. The record is from RefSeq and is a predicted model, not a curated record. Gene Ontology annotation, molecular function: mRNA binding; metal ion binding. NCBI's taxonomy places the organism in Eukaryota, Viridiplantae, Streptophyta, Magnoliopsida, Myrtales, Myrtaceae. The coding region runs from base 229 to 1680 and encodes 483 amino acids. The transcript is spliced from 7 exons.
CUCUCUUUCUAUUGGUUCAGCAUCCCACGAAAACACUCUCUCUCUCUCUCUCUUAGAGAUCAUUUUCGAGAACAGUAUGAAACCCUAGGCGGAUAAAGUAGAGAAGCCAUCCACGGCCUUCCAUUUGUAAAGUCAAAAUUGUCACUUUUGUACAGAAUCAGAGCAAGAAAGUAAAUAAGGAGAAACCAACAAAAAAGAGGUGGGGAGGUUCCCGUUCUUCUUACUUCGAUGGAGCUGUACGGUCGCAAUCCAGCCAGGAAUGGGUCCCAGUCGGGUCACAAUCCUACUGAGUGGAGCCCCGUGGGCGGUGAAACCGGGCUUGAAGAAUCAAUGUGGCAUCUGAGGCUCGGCGGUGGUGGCGGCGGAGGAGGCGGCGGAAGCGAGUCCUACCCGGAGCGUCCCGGGUUGCCCGACUGCGCGUAUUAUAUGCGAACGGGGUUUUGUGGGUAUGGCAGCAGGUGCCGGUACAAUCACCCGCGCGAUCGCGCUGCGGUGGUGGCAGCUGUGAUAGCUACUGGGGAUUAUCCUGAGCGACCAGGGGAACCUGCAUGUCAGUUUUAUUUGAAGACUGGGACCUGUAAAUUUGGUGCAUCCUGCAAAUUUCACCAUCCCAAAAAUGGCGGUGGAUCGUUGAAUAGAGUCCCACUUAAUAUUUAUGGCUACCCAUUAAGACUGGGUGAGAAAGAAUGCUCCUACUAUUUGAAGACGGGGCAGUGCAAAUUUGGUAUAACUUGUAAAUUCCAUCAUCCUCAACCUGCUGGUGCCUCAAUGCCAGCAUCUGCACCUCAAUUUUAUUCACCGGUGCAAUCUCCUUCGGUUCCUACUCCUGAUCAAUACAGGGGAGCAUCCACCAGUUUAAGAGUGGCUAGACCUCCUCUUCUGCCUGGUUCAUAUGUUCCUGGGGCUUAUGGUCAUGUGUUGAUCUCCCCUGGAGUUGUUCCCGUGCCUGGUUGGAGCCCUUACUCGGCACCUGUAAGUCCAGCAUUAUCUCCUGGUGCCCGGCCUGCAAUGGGAGCAACUUCGCUUUAUGAUGUCGCGCAGCUGACGUCAUCUACCCCAGCUAUCGGUGGAUCAUAUCCCUCCAUUCCUUCAUCCGCCGGACCAUGGGGAAGCAGUCAGAACGAACAAGUAUUUCCACAGAGACCUGGUGAGCCUGAAUGUCAGUAUUAUAUGAGAACGGGGGAUUGUAAAUUUGGAUCAUCUUGUAGGUAUCAUCAUCCUAGGGAUCGUAUAGUGCCAGGGACCAACUUAGCCCUCAAUCCGCUUGGCCUUCCUUUGAGACCGGGAGUCCAACCAUGUGCCUUUUACAUGCAAAAUGGGCAUUGCAAAUUUGGGUCAACAUGCAAAUUUGAUCAUCCAGCGGGGACAAUGAGGUAUAGCCCCUCGGCAUCAUCUCUCACUGACAUGCCCGUUGCUCCUUACCCUGUUGGAUCUUUGCUCGGAACUUUGGCACCGUCAUCAUCUUCAGAGUUGAGGCCUGAGCUGGUUUCAGGAUCCAUGAAAGAUUCUUACUCGACCAGGGUGCCAUCUAACGAGACUUCUACUAGUUCCGUUGGACUAAUGUUUUCUCAGACUGGGUCAGUUCCACUAUCUGAUGUACAAUUUUCAAGUCAUGGUUCCACCUCCUUGAGUAGUAGCAGAAGCACCAAGCCAGGCAACGAUGUUCGUCGAUCGAGCUGAUGAAUCAAAAGUAUUCAAACUCAUUCGCGUCUUUAUGUGGUUAAACCACAAUUACGUAAGGUCUAGAUGUCAGUAAAUUAAUUGUGUUAAUUAUGAUUUGGGAUUGUCAAUUGUUCAAUGAUGGUCUAGCCAACGAGCUUGAUUAUAGCAUUUAGGACUUAAUGAUCUCCCAUAGGGUUAUGAAUUAUAUUUGAAUAAGCUUCCAUACUCUUCUGA